Messenger RNA from Anastrepha obliqua, 519 nucleotides. RefSeq names its product putative nuclease HARBI1. The annotation marks the transcript as partial. The transcript has 2 exons. Lineage: Eukaryota; Metazoa; Arthropoda; Insecta; Diptera; Tephritidae. The record is from RefSeq and is a predicted model, not a curated record.
AUGGAUUCUGUAGCUUUAUGGGACGAAUCAUAUGAGGAAAGGAUUUCUCGGAGAUUUAUAAGAGAUAACUCAAACAUUAUGAGUCUCAGCGAUCAAAGUUUUGUGCAGAAUUUUCGGCUUAGUAAGGAAGCCUUUAUAUAUGUGCUAAAUAGCAUAAAGGGCGAGAUGAAAUCUCCAACGAGAUCAACGGUUAUCCCUGAUAUCAUAAAAGUGGCAACGACCCUAAAGUUUCUUGCUCAGGGUGCGUAUCAGCAUUUAAUUGGCCAAGACCAUAGCGCGGGGCUAGCACAGCAAACCGUUUCCAGUUGCCUUUGGGAAGUUUGCAGUGCAAUUGAAAAGGUAUUGUGUCCAAAACAUAUCGUUUUUUCGAUGAGCAGUGAAGAGAAACAGGAUGCCAACCGUAGCUUUUACGAAACAUGCGGAAUUCCGGGUGUGGUAGGAGCAGUGGAUGGAACGCACAGCCAAAUGAUAAGGCCAUCAAAUGACGACCAUUUAUUUUUUAACCGUAAGCUUAAGCAA